AUGCUCUUCCAAAUUUCCUUGUUUAUUUUUCUUGCCUCCGUUGAAACCGCCCUUGCAGCAACUGCGGAACAGUGGCGAGGCCGUUCGAUUUACCAAAUUGUUACAGACCGCUUUGCGCUGCCCUCCGGUGCGAGUCCGAAUGCCUGCGACCCAGGUCAACAGACGUGGUGCGGCGGAAAUUGGAAUUCGAUCCGGCAGAAUUUAGACUACGUCCAAAACGCUGGUUUCACUGCGAUUUGGAUCAGUCCCGUCAACCAAAAUUAUGAGGGACCAAGGUCAGCUUACGGGGACCCCUACCACGGUUACUGGAUGGCAGAUGUUUCCAAGCUGAACAGCCGCUUUGGCACUGCGGACGACCUCAAAGCAUUAUCCGCCGAGUUACACCGUCGGAAUAUGUAUUUGAUGGUCGACAUCGUCGUCAAUAAUGUAAUGGCAACCUCUAAAACACCGGAUUAUUCAACCUAUCUGUUCAAAGAUGCGUCCAUGUAUCACCCCUACUGUCCUAUUCAGUGGGGAAAUACAACCAGUGAACAAGAGUGCUGGCUGGGCGACGACAAAGUUCCUUUGCCGGAUGUUGACACAAGGAACCCUACCGUUGUUGCGCAGUAUGGCGACUGGAUCCAAGAUCUCGUCAAGGAAUAUAACAUCGAUGGCCUUCGGAUUGAUGCUGCCAAACAUGUGAAUAUUGAUUUUUGGCCAGGCUUUUGUGCAAAAGCCGGCGUGUUUUGCAUGGGAGAAGUCUUUGGCGGUGCGGAAGUCGACCCCAUCGCUAUGUAUCAAGGUCCUCAGGCAUUGGAUUCUGUACUCAAUUUCCCCAUGUACUCUGCCUUAUUAUCUGGUUUUUCGAUUCCGGGGCCUCAAAAUAUUUCUGCUAUCGUCGACGUUUUCCAACAGUCUCAGGACACGGGUUUACUGGGAAACUUUUUGGAAAACCAGGAUCUUCCUCGUUGGCGCAAUCUAUCGGUGGACCCUCAAAGCAUGUACAACGCCAUGGCGUUUAACUUUAUGUCCGAUGGCAUUCCCGUUGUGUACUAUGGGCAGGAACAGGGAUUCAGCGGAAACGCGGACCCUUUUAAUCGCGAGCCCUUGUGGCCUUCGAAUUAUACCCUCACACCUGCAUACGAACUUAUCACAAACCUUAAUAUGUUACGCAACUUCCUCGUCAACACGACGGAUUGGGCAAAACAAGGAACCCAGAUCUUGACAACCAGUCCAUAUGGGAUAGCGAUCAUGAAAGGGCCAGUGAUUUCUGUUCUCACAAAUAUUGGUUCUCCCCCUCAAAAUGGAACUCAUAUCGCGGCCAAGACACCUUACCCAUCAUCCACUGCUCUGACCAACAUUCUCACAUGCCAGCAAUGGGCAGUUGGUUCUAGUGGGAUGAUUGAUACUCAGUACACACUUGGGGGUGUUCCUAUCAUCCUCAUCCCGAGUAAUUUGCUUGUCGGGUCUGGUCUUUGUGGGACUCAACUUGCGGCAACAGCCAAGGCUGGCGGCAAGGCUGCCUCGCUUGCGUCGGUUGCCCGCCCAGCAUUUUCGCUUUCUAUAAUACCUUUAGCUCUGAUGUGGUCUGUCCUACUAGUUUUCUGUUUCUUCUCAUCUUGA
Molecule: messenger RNA, 1602 nt
Organism: Laccaria bicolor S238N-H82
Lineage: Eukaryota; Fungi; Basidiomycota; Agaricomycetes; Agaricales; Hydnangiaceae
Product: glycoside hydrolase family 13 protein
Exons: 15
Coding region: 1-1602 (533 amino acids)
Biological process (GO): carbohydrate catabolic process
Molecular function (GO): calcium ion binding; alpha-amylase activity
Source: RefSeq, a predicted model, not a curated record